Eremothecium gossypii ATCC 10895 is the source of this 585-nucleotide messenger RNA. It is a transcript of the gene IMP1, whose product is annotated as endopeptidase catalytic subunit IMP1. Gene Ontology annotation, molecular function: serine-type endopeptidase activity. Bases 1 to 585 code for a protein of 194 amino acids. Gene Ontology annotation, cellular component: mitochondrial inner membrane peptidase complex; membrane. The record is from RefSeq and is marked provisional. The transcript has a single exon. Lineage: Eukaryota; Fungi; Ascomycota; Saccharomycetes; Saccharomycetales; Saccharomycetaceae.
AUGAGCUCGAUGGUGUCAUCUAUGCUGAAGACGGCCUCCUACUCUGUCAGGGCGGUUUGUCUCAUACACAUGAUCCACGUGCACUUUUACGAGUUCACAGAGACCCGCGGCGAGUCAAUGAUACCUACGAUCGCGGCCAGCAAUGACUACGUCCACGCGUUGAAGAAGUACCGCAACGGCAAGGGGCUCCGUGUUGGCGAUUGCAUUGUGGCGGUCAAGCCCACGGAUCCCGACCAGCGGGUGUGCAAGCGGAUAUCUGGUAUGCCCGGCGAUUACAUACUGGUCGACCCAAGCAUUGGGUCGAAACAAAAUUACAAGCUGGACGAGCUAGACGCGGAGACCGAGAAGCAGAUGGAUGAGCACUUCAACGCAUACAUCCGGGUGCCCGAGGGGCAUGUGUGGAUCACAGGAGAUAACCUUUCGCAUUCGUUGGACUCGCGCAGCUACAACUCGCUGCCAAUGGCCCUGAUCAUCGGCAAGAUAGUCGCAGCCAACGACUUCAACGAGCCGUUCUGGGGUGGAGCCAAGGGAAACUUUUGGGGCUUCCGACGCAUCACCAAUACGUAUGUGAUCGAGGAGGAAUAG